Molecule: messenger RNA, 1421 nt
Organism: Momordica charantia (bitter melon)
Lineage: Eukaryota; Viridiplantae; Streptophyta; Magnoliopsida; Cucurbitales; Cucurbitaceae
Source: RefSeq, a predicted model, not a curated record
UAGAACAGUAUUUCAGGGAUAGCUUGUUCUCGUAUUCUCUCCCACAACGAGAUGCACUCGCUCAGACUUUCGAGGAAAGGUUGAUUCAGCUGAAUGUGAUUUAGAGAUUCGAGCUCAGUUUUGAGCCUCGCUGGAAUCUCGAAUUCUGUUGGAAUAAAGUGAAUGCCACGGACCUUCGAAUUGGGAAACUUUAGUCUAGAAGACCGAGAGCCAUAUAAAUUCAAGUUUGGGAAUUCCAGAGUGGAAGAGUGAAGCUAAAUCAGGGAGUUGGUACAUCAAAUUUAUCUGGAAUCAGGUGUGCUCUAGGAUCUUAUUAGAGAGCCAGUGAUGACAAAAACAAGUAUAUCCAUCGCCCAGAAUGAGAGGAACGAUGUUCUAGAAGCAUUUAAUCCUGCAAUAUCCAAUUUCCUUGCGCAGCUUUCUCAGAAAGUUCAAAAUUCUCUGAAGCCACAGCUUAAUAGAUUGGCAAAUGAAGGUCAGAAAUUGACGUCAAUGAGUCCAUUCGCAAAAGGGGAGAGGAAGGGAUCUUCCACAUCAUCCUUGAAGCUUGAUGUGGAGAAGCAACUGCAGGCAUGGAGAGAGAACCCUUCAUGGACUGACAAACCUCCACAAAUAAAGGUAACUGUACCGAAAGAUACCCUUAGCAGACUCAAUGCAAAGGUUGAUGUUGGUUUGCCACCAGAUGCUGUCUAUAAUAUCGUGACAGACCCUGAUAACAAGAGAGUUUUCAAGAAUAUUAAAGAGGUGAUAUCCAGAAAGGUUUUGAUUGAUGAAGGCUCGAGACAAGUGGUUGAGGUGGAGCAAGCAGCUUUGUGGAGAUUUCUUUGGUGGUCCGGGACCAUUUCAGUUCAUGUUCUAGUAGAUCAAAACAGAGCGGAUCACUCAAUGAAGUUCAAGCAACUGAAGACUGGAUUUAUGAAGAAAUUCGAAGGCUGCUGGAGAGUAGAGCCUAUAUUUGUUGAUGAAAGCGUCUGCUUUCCAGUAAAACCCAAGAAUUUGACAGAUUAUCAUGCUUGUACAAAGGGCAAGGGAAGAAUAGGGUCAAGGGUGAGCCUCGAACAGCUGAUCCAGCCAGCCAUUGUUCCACCACCGCCCAUCUCCUGGUAUCUUCGCGGAAUUACCACCAGGACCACUGAGAUGCUCAUUCUUGAUCUGCUUGCUGAAGCCAAAAGGAUAAGGGAAGAUGCCAAAGGUCAAACUUUGAACAAUGAGCUUGAUAUUUCUCAGGGAACGUGUGAUAGCAACUUAUUAGAUAGCAUUCUUGAUAUUAAAGAAAGAUGGGCAAUGCAUAGGAGGAAUGCGAAGCCAUGUCGUAGGAGGCUCGGUGCUACCGAAUGAAUUUGUAAUAGCUUACAUCCAUUUUUAAGCCUGUAGUAUGUAUUACAAACGGAUUUCACUAUACCUUUUCCAGCUAUUUGUCA